AUGCGUCAAGCAGUCAUCACAAAGUUACCGGACGACCACAUGCCCUGUGAUGUCAUCCAGGUGUUAGAGGACAAGCAGGAGAUCCAGAGCUCCACCAUCGUGAUUGUGGUGCCCCUCCUCUACUCGGUUGCAUUUCUUGUUGGGCUCCCACCAAACAUUCUGUCCCUGUGGGUGAUGAUCUUUCACAUGGAGAAGAUCCCAUCCACCAUCCUCCUCAUCAACCUGGCAGUGCUGGAUGUGCUCCUCCUUCUGAUGUUGCCCUUCCGCAUCAUCUACUACUUUGCUGGUUUGAACUGGUUCUUCAGCGAGCCACUGUGCCGACUGGUCAUGGCUCUGAUCUACGGUAGCAUGUAUGGUUCUGUGCUCUGCCUGGCAUUUAUCAGCAUAGACCGGUAUAUAGCUCUGGUUCACCCCUAUAGUGCUCUGACCCUGCGCAGCCAUCGCACCUCCCUGGCCAUGAGUGUGUCCGUUUGGGUGGUGGUCCUGUUGACUAUGCUACCCCUGUUACUCUUUCGCCAGUCCUACCAGCUGAACGACCCUCCCAUCAACACCUGUUAUGAUGUCCACACUACUGCUUCGGCCACUUCCUUUUUCCCCUACGUAGGCCUUUUUGGUUUCUGCUUCUCACUCACUCUGCUGGUAACUGUGUUCUGCCAUGGCGCCGUGCUGAAGACCCUUCUGGCCAGUGGGCACCGCUACUCCCACGCUGCGUGCCUCACCGCCCUGGUCUUGCUGGUCUCCCUUGCAUGUUUCCUCCCCAGCAACAUCGUCCUGCUUCUGUACUGCAUAAACAACAAGUACAACCUCUAUGUGCCCUAUGUAGUCAGCCUGGCCUUCAGCUGCUUUGGUCCCUGCAUUGAUCCCUUCAUCUACAACUAUGUGUCUGAUGACUUCAGGGACAAAGUUCUCAGGGUGCUCAGCUGCUGCCAUGCUGGGCAACAAGUAUCCUCCAAUAACAGCGGCAUACAUUUGUCAAGCAGCAGCCAAUCCAGGAGCACCUUGCUGUCUAAGUUUUGGGGGCAGAUGAAAAUGUGCCAGGAGGUGUGAUGCAGAAUAGAUCUAAAGUAGUUUUGUAUGGGAAGUUUGAAAAAUUGUAAUUGUUGGAAAAAAAAUAUUUACACCCCUUGCUCUGUACUAGUGACAAUUAGCUCACUGUCUUAUCUAAACAGAACAGUGAGUUUUGCUCAGUCAUCAUCACUCUACGGAUCCUAUUUUUCCAUCAAGCACAUAACUCAAAGUGCUUAAAUAUACGUAUUAUGCACAUAUUUCUCAAACUUUUAGAACAGGAACCAAACCUCUUUGACUAUUUCUAGGCAUGACACCCCAAACGACUUAAUAUAUCACAAAAGAUGCAAAAUAUUAGUAUAAUAUAGACAUAUUUUAAGUUAGCUUACAGCAUUGGAAAUUCCCCUUACUGAGAUCAGGACCUAGUCAACACAAUCACACACCUUAUGAUGUGACCUGAAGCGUAACCAAAUUAAUAAUGUGCAAGAUAGGUUGUAAUCGUUUUGCUUCCUGUCUUGUAUUCAGUCUGUAAUAAAUCCUUUGCAUCCUUUA
This is a messenger RNA of Paramormyrops kingsleyae, 1557 nucleotides long. The record is from RefSeq and is a predicted model, not a curated record. Lineage: Eukaryota; Metazoa; Chordata; Actinopteri; Osteoglossiformes; Mormyridae.